UGCUGGCCUGAGGCGCAGCGCAGAGGCCCGGAGGAGACGCCCCAGCCCCUGCCGGCUGACCAUGCGGACCCUCAGCUGUGACUUGGCUGCACCACAGGCCUCGGUGUCCGUGACCCAGCGGGCAGCUGGGGGCCAGCUCCCAGAGAUGGGCCCGAGGAGGACCUGUGGGAUGACCACCCUGGAGAUAAGCCCCGGGCCAGGCUUGUACAUCCUGCCGACUACGAUUGGCUACAUCGACCAUGACUGCACCAAGGUGCUCAGUCCUGCCUACUCCCUGUCCCGGAGGCCCAGCAAAGCUCCUCCUCAGCAUGCCAGCCCGGGGCCCGUCUACCUUCUGGACCCGAAAGUCACCCGCUUUGGCCGCAGCAGCACCCCAGCCUACUCCAUGCAGGGCCGCCCCAGGUCUCGGGGUAUAGAGGUGACGCCAGGCCCUGGGUCCUACAGCCCAGAGAAGGUGCCCCCUCUGCGCCAGCGGAAGGCCCCAGCUUUCACCCUGGCCCCCCGCCUCCGGCGGAGACCCCCGGGCACAGCGGCUCCUGCCCCCAAUGCCUACACCCUGCCACCCCUCUGGGGCUCACAGAUCCUCACCAAGCCCAGGAGCCCAAGUUACAGCAUGGUGGGCCGCCCGCCCCCCGCCCGCCCCCCACAGGACCCUGCCGAGACCCCGGGCCCUGGGCAGUAUGAGAGCCCGGACCCCAACACCUACCGCCCCCGCUGGCCCGCUUUCACAAUGCUGGGGCGGCCCCGCGCCCGGCGCCCCCUGGAGGAGGCACCUGGUCCUGGCACCCACAGCCCAGAGCAGGUCACCGUGAACAAAGCCAGGGCCCCAGCGUACACCAUGGGAGGCCGCCACUCCAAGCAGGCCCCCACCACGGCUGCAGACGCCACACCCCGACGGGUGCAGCACCCCACCUGGCUGGAGGGUGUGGGCAGGCAAAGCUCUCAGAGACGCCAGAGGAGCAGGCAGGAGUCGCUCCCUCACCCUGUUCUGCGCUGAGGUCCUUCUAGGUUACAUGACCCCGUCCCUGGCUCCUAGCAGGGUGCAGGGCCAGU
Molecule: messenger RNA, 1053 nt
Organism: Sciurus carolinensis (gray squirrel)
Lineage: Eukaryota; Metazoa; Chordata; Mammalia; Rodentia; Sciuridae
Gene: Cimap1d
Product: outer dense fiber of sperm tails 3 like 2
Cellular component (GO): cytoskeleton; cytoplasmic microtubule
Source: RefSeq, a predicted model, not a curated record